AUGGAGCCCGGCGCAGGGGGCCCGCACCGCUUGCCCGCGCGGCCCCCCGAGAUCGACAACUCCGACCUGGAGGGAGAGCACAAGGGCGAGCUCAAGAUGAACCUGGUGGAGCACCUGGACUACGAGCUCAUCCCCGAGGAGAUGUGGCUCAAGCUGGUGGAGUGGUACGGUGGCGGCCCGGCCAUCAUGCGCAAGGUCAUCUGCAUGUGCCAGGACAGCCAGCCGCAGGUGGAGCUGUACCCGCCGCUGGUGCUCGUCGUGGUCGCCGGCGAGUCAGGCCAGCCGCUCCCGCAGUUCAGCCGCCGCUUCUUCAUCUCGCGCCAGUCGUCCCUGGAGGAGGUGCUUCAGAUGCUGGCCGAGAAGCUCGCGCGCCCCGUCGAGCGCUCGCGCCUGUGGCACCGCGUGAAGGGCGAGCAGUGGCGGCUACUCCGGCAGAUGGAUUCCACCCUGGAGGAGUUCUUGGACGGCAAGGUGUGGGACGCAGGGGCCUUCCUGCUGGAGUCGCAGACGGUGGCGGGCAGGUGGCCCCGCGACGAGCCGCCCGAGGCGGUUAACGCGCAGGGCCCGGACCAGGAGCUGCAGACGCACUUCGAGGUGGGCGACCGCGUCGAGGCGCAGAGCGGCGUGACGAACCAGUGGACGCAGGGCACCGUGGUGGACGUGAUCCAGCGGGACCACUCCGCCGCGCCGUCUCAGGUGAAGGUGCACUACGACUCGACGGUCUACAAGAGCGACGAGUGGAUCUCCACGGACUCGGGCCGCCUCGCGCCCAUCGACACGCACACGCGCGGCGCCAAGGCCUCGAAGGGCGGCGCGGAGGGCGCGCCGGCCGUGAGGGGCGCCACAGGCCUCCAGAACCUGGGCAACACGUGCUUCAUGAACGCCACGAUCCAGUGCGUAGCGAACACGCCCCUGCUGCGGGAGUACUUCCUGUCCUCGCAGCACCUUCGCGACAUGAGCGAGAAGGGCGGGGCGAGGGGCCGCCUGGCCGAGGAGUUCGGGAACGUCAUGGCGGGCCUCUGGUCCGGCAAGAGCGCCUCGUUCCAACCCCGCAAUCUGAAGCGGACGAUCGACCAGAUCGCGCCCUACUUCGCGGGGUACGAGCAGCAUGACGCCCAGGAGCUGCUGGCCUUUGUGCUCGACCGGCUGCACGACGACCUCAACCGCAACGCGCAGGCGGCCGCCAGUGGCCAGUCCGGCAGAGGCCCCAUCAGCCACCGCCGCGACUCGGGCACGCCAAAGCUGUUCAAGACGAUGGCGACGCGCGGAGGCGGCGCCGCCUCCUCGGCCCCGAGCUCGCCGAAGCGCGGCGCGACCCGCCCAUGCGCUCCCUCGAGGCCACCGCCGCGGAGGGCGCCUACAUAG
Prorocentrum cordatum is the source of this 1365-nucleotide messenger RNA. The record is from the annotation of a GenBank genome assembly. NCBI's taxonomy places the organism in Eukaryota, Dinophyceae, Prorocentrales, Prorocentraceae.